Molecule: messenger RNA, 709 nt
Organism: Cataglyphis hispanica
Lineage: Eukaryota; Metazoa; Arthropoda; Insecta; Hymenoptera; Formicidae
Exons: 3
Coding region: 26-385 (119 amino acids)
Source: RefSeq, a predicted model, not a curated record
UGUCUAAAGUCUCUGUCACUUUAAAAUGUCGCGCGCCGCUGCAUGUGGGUCCUUUUGGCCGUCUCAGAUUGUGCUCUUAAUAUUUGUAUUAAUGUCAUUAUCAUUGACGUUGCGGCGAGCAAAUGCAAAUCCAUUGCCGGAUCUCACGCAGGAGUACCAGAAUUUGAUAGCUGAGAGUUCGACGAUUAAUUCGACGGAUAAUUCAACAGAUAAUUCGACGGAUACUGCGGCCAACACAGACGUAUACGUGAUAAAAGCUGUAGUCUACGAAAUUGGAAUUCUUACAGAUACAGAUAACGCAACGACUAGCGAAAGCACCGAAAGACACGAAAGAGUCGAUAUAUCGCUGUACGAUCCACCGCAUCAGAAAGACGAAUUCUCCUAAUCGUAAUAAUGAAUCUUUUUAUCUCAAAGCGAAUGUUGUAGUUACAAAAUUUAUGAAGAUUAGAAACGAGAAACAAAAUGACAAAUCACUUUACUGUAAAGAUUGCGUAUAUGGAACGACGAUAUUUUCAGUAGAUGUAUGUAUGUACAUUAGUAAAUUACUGAUUAUGUAUUGUAUAAGAUUGCAAUGUAAAGAUGUAUAAAGCGCAAAGUGUAAUAAUAUGAUGUGCAUGCAAUUUAUAAAAAUUUCGAUGUCAAACUUAUAUAAUGCUGCGAGACGAGCGCUUUGGGAUUUAGAAUAAAGUUUUAUUAUUUUAUCAUUUAA